Molecule: messenger RNA, 357 nt
Organism: Gongylonema pulchrum
Lineage: Eukaryota; Metazoa; Nematoda; Chromadorea; Rhabditida; Gongylonematidae
Source: the annotation of a GenBank genome assembly
AUGUAUGGCGUAGAAACAGAGGAUUUGCUGAAAUCUUUUACACAUCCACGUGUGAAAGUUGGUACCGAAUGGGUGAAUAAAGGUCAAAACGUGGACCAGGUGAACUGGGCUGUUGGUGCAAUGGGUAAAGCAGUGUAUGCACGAGUGUUCCACUGGCUCGUUAAAAAGUGUAACGUAACGCUGGAUCAGAAAGGCACCAACAGGGAUUUUUUCAUCGGUGUUCUGGAUAUUGCUGGUUUCGAGAUUUUCGAUGUAAUUAACAGAUUUUUCAAACUUUUGAAAAUUACAAGAUUUCUUAUUUUUAUAAUUUUUAUGCGUUUUUUGCGGCUAUGCAAUGCCAAAACUCAAAUUGUCUAA